Messenger RNA from Durusdinium trenchii, 1122 nucleotides. Lineage: Eukaryota; Dinophyceae; Suessiales; Symbiodiniaceae. The record is from the annotation of a GenBank genome assembly.
AUGGCUUUGACUGAGAAGAGGGUCUCUGCCAAGGAAGAGGUCAAGGUGGAAAAGGAGAGCAGUCCAGAAAGAUCGUCACAGGUCUUAAAUGGCACAAGGGCAUACAACAUACAACCACCCAUGUACAAUACUUCAGACAACAAACGUGACAACAAUUUGCAAGGCGUUUGGGUUGAGGGGGAUGUGUUCUUGGCGGACUGGAUGCGAGAGGCCGCAAUGAGACCAGUUGAGCUCGUUUUUGAUUGGCAAGAAUACGAAGGAGACAGUCGCUUGCCGGCAGAUCGGCAGUCGACCUAUGCCGUGGAUGAGCUUCAUGGCCGGGAGCUCACCAGCGCUGAGCAGCGCAGCAUCAUGGGGGUCUUUCGAGAGAUGGUGAAGAGCUCGGGUGUGGCUGAACGUGCAGAGCAGAGAGGGAAGGCCCAUGUGCAGCGCUUGGGCGUGUAUUUUGGUCUUAAGGCUUUGAAAGGGAAGAUCCGGUACAAGCUGUACGAGGAGCGAAUUGGCUUGCUGGCAGCGACCUUAGAGCCUGUCACGGCCACACCGGAGAAGCGUUUGCGCAUCGCCUUUGGCCUCCUGGACGUGGGCGGCGACGGCGUCCUGGGGCGCCGGGAUGUCUUCGCAGCCCUGGCGGCCACCACCUUCGAGGAUGCUGGCUACAGUGAUCCUGUGACGGUGGUUUUCAAUGCUCCGGGCGCUUAUGGCAUUCACUUCGCUGACUCGGACACGCCGAGACUCCUGGUCUUGGAGGUGGUCGCAGAAAGCCCCGCAGAGAAACAGGGCGUCAGGCCUGGCAGCCGGCUCGCGAAGAUCAAUGGCAUGAGUGUGGAGACUUGGCAAGAAGUCUGGGAGUCAUGUGAGCCACAGUCAAAUCCUAGCGACUUGGUUUUAUAUAAAAUUGAUCAUUUUUGGUGGGAUCUUGCAGAACGAAGCCGGAAAACCAAAAACGAAGCCUCUUGGUGGGAUUUUUGCAUGUGUAUCCUCUUGGAGUGCAUGAAAUGCGGCCAAAACGAAGCCCCAAACGAAGCCCAAAUUCACGAAAAAGUGUCCUUUGUAGACCCUGCCCCAAAUGCCCCGUGCUGUAAGAAGUUCCUUUGGCAAAUUGCUGUACUGGUAGGUUUUUAA